Acaulospora colombiana is the source of this 777-nucleotide messenger RNA. The record is from the annotation of a GenBank genome assembly. Lineage: Eukaryota; Fungi; Glomeromycota; Glomeromycetes; Diversisporales; Acaulosporaceae.
AUGAAAACGAUUCACAAAAUUAGGAUUACGGCUAGUUUAGGACAAAUUAAUUACCCGCACGUCCCUUAUUUUCGAUCUCACACGGUUGUACCGAAUCUUCAACACAUCACUACCGAAUAUCUCGAUGAUAUUAUAAACUCUGUCCUAACGAACGACGAAAGGAAUAAGUACGAGUCAAAGCUUUUUCUUCCGCUCUACGACCUCAUAUUUCCUAGUAGUCGUCCGAGACGUACUACGAAACGUUAUCAAAAUAGUUUUAUAAUCUUUCGAAAAGAUUACCAGGCAAGGGUGAUAGCGGAGUGUGGUCCAAAAAUAGGGUCAAAACUUAAAGAGAUCUCUCAAAGGGCGAGUCUAAUGUGGGGAAAAUGUUCUCCAGAGGACAGAUAUAUGUACGAUCAGAUUGCAAUGUGCACUAAAAAAUUGCACAAUAAAUUGUGGCCAGAUCAUAAUGUUUAUAAAUCCACGCGAAAACAUAAUGGUCACUAUGGUAAUUACGGUUAUGGAGAAAUUACCAAAGGAUGCUCGGCAAUGUUUUUCAAAAAGCAACCGAAUAAUUUUCCCUCCGUGAAUAACGACAGUUCGCACUGCGCGAGUAGAAUUCCUGAAAAUCAAAAUUUCAUUCAAAUGUUCAGCGAACCAACUUCUAACAUGACUUCAAAUGUAAAUUCUCGUAACGAUACCAUCAAAUCAAUAGAACGCAAUCUGUCUAUGUCACAAUUGAAAGUUAAUUGCCUAUCUUCCUAUGACAGGUUGCUAGUUGACUCGGUUAACAGAAAU